AUGCUGUACUCUGUGAAAUUGGUUCGCGUCGAGCCAUCCACAUGCACUAGUGACCUGAACAAGGCAAAACGCAAGAUUUUCGCGGAAAAUCUCAUUCAACAUCAACACGCCGGCGACUAUAUCGUGUACCUCGACGAGACCAACCACAACAUUUACUGCCAUCGCUCCGCCGGACGUGCAAAGGAGGGAGAUUUCAUCGUGUUUGACAACAAGCCCACCCAGUCGCAAACAGAAGAGCGCUUGUCAUGCACGAUGAUCUCGUUCUUCUCCGACUUGGCCCGCGAAGAUCAAGAACUACCUGGUCGCUCGCAAGAGAUCCCCGACAUCGAAGCUCUUGUCAUGUACAUGCACAAGCUCCGUGCAGCAGAGCGAGCAGUCACGUGCACCCACCUCAUCAACAUUCUCAAGCGCAAUCACCCACCAAGGCUUGAUGCGUACAUGGCCGUAAAGAAAGCUGGCCUGACGUAUGACUACAGUAUGCCGCCCCAUGCCAUUUGGUCUGUUCGUGGUGGUACGGCCAAGAUCUGCUUUGGCGAGAAGAUCUCGUACAGUAUGACAGCAGUGUUUGCAGUGCGCCAGUGGCGAGAAGCUUCCCAUUCAGUUCAUCAUGCGUGGCAAGAAGGGUGGCGCCAUUGA
Molecule: messenger RNA, 636 nt
Organism: Aphanomyces invadans
Lineage: Eukaryota; Oomycota; Saprolegniomycetes; Saprolegniales; Verrucalvaceae
Exons: 5
Coding region: 1-636 (211 amino acids)
Source: RefSeq, a predicted model, not a curated record